This is a messenger RNA of Symbiodinium natans, 1701 nucleotides long. The record is from the annotation of a GenBank genome assembly. Lineage: Eukaryota; Dinophyceae; Suessiales; Symbiodiniaceae.
AUGUCCGUUUCAGGUCUCUCUCCAAAUGCACAGGCUCAUGCUACUCAUGCUUUCAUGAGUCAGUCGCCGCCAUCGUUCAGUCCGCUUCGAGAGCUGCAUGAGACUUCCAGUUCGGAGAGUCACUCUAGAUGCGAGGAGCGAGAGGCUGAAGCGAGUGAUCCUGUGCGGCAACAACUUUUUCAGGAGAGAGAGCCUUGUUCUGCAAGCGUGCAAGUUCUCGUCAACGAAGGGUCUGCGAGCGAAGAGACGGACGAGGAGGAGGCUGAGGAAGAGGUACCCGAGCACGAUCCGAACCAAGAGGAGGUGAAAGAGGCUGAGGAAGAGGUAUCCGAGCACGAUCCGAACGAAGAGGAGGUCGCCGAUCGCCCUGAUGACCAAGAUGACCAUCAGAUCGUUGCUGCAGAUGGGGGCAUCGCUGAACAGUGGAGCGGCACCCUGCCACCAGAAGCAUCCUGCAAAUGGGAGGUCUCUGAUGAAGUUUGCUCGCUUUCCUUCUCGGGAUCUGACAUCAAGCUUCCUCGUUCUGUCUACGACCGGCUAUACCACUAUCAGCGUCAAGGGGUGGUCUGGAUGUGGAAUCUCUAUCACAAGGGCUUCGGUGGAAUUCUUGCCGAUGAAAUGGGAUUGGGCAAGACCGUGCAGACCGCGGCCUUCCUGGCCUGCCUCAAGUUCACGAACCAAGGAUCGCGGUUCCUGGUGGUGGUCCCUGUGACUCUCUUGGAGCAGUGGCGGAGAGAGCUGGACACUUGGGCCCAGAACACAGGCCUGGCGGUCCACGUCUUGCACGGCGCAGCGCAUGAGCGACGCGCGGCUGUGAAGGGCCACUCGAAACGAGGCCAUCGCUGCCUGAUCUUUUCGCAGAGCGUUCGGAUGCUCGACUUGAUCCAGGCAGGACUGCGGGGUUCUGUGAAGGCAGACGGCUGCGUGCUGAGAGUCCUGGGUCUCAAGUUCCUGCGCAUCGACGGCAGCAUCGACCCCAAGGACCGCGAUGUGAAGCUGCAGAAGUUCCAGCAAGAAGGUUCUCGAUACUUCGCUCUGUGCCUAAGCAUGCAAGUGGGUGGCACGGGUCUCUGCGUUACUGGUGCCGACCGGGUCAUCUUGGUGGAUCCAGCCUGGAACCCUUCUGCUGAUGCCCAAGCCAUCGAUCGUGUCCACCGAAUUGGACAGAAGAAAGAGGUUGUCGUCUACAGGCUCAUCGGCUCUGGAGCAAUAGAGGACAAGAUGUUUAGACUCCAAAUAUUCAAAGGAGGCUUGUCCAAGACCUUCAUGGAGCAUGAGCAGCAAGUUCGGUUCUUUACCCAUCAGCAGUUGAAGUCGCUCUUCGAGCCACCGAGUCAGUCUGCUUCCACGCAGUCCCUGCUCGCCGAGCAAAUCGGGACAGAAGCUUUGGAGCACGAGGUAGUAGCUGCAGAUGUGGGAAGCACGGGAAGCACGGAUGAUCCACAAGCUCUAGCUUUCUGGCAGAGCUCCGAUGUCUUGGGCUUCUCUGACUACCAGCGCCUCUUCAUGUUCCUGGAGCAAACAGAUUCCGAAGAGCAGGAGGCAGUCGAGCAGGCAAGAGAGUUGGCUGCGAAGCUCAAAAGCGAAGAGUAUGUGAAAGAUCAGGUAGUUCAGGGAAAGUGGCGAGGAGAUCGCUUUGCCAAAGAGAAUGUGUCACCUCAAGUAUCGGAGCCGCUGAAAAAUGCGGACGAUCUCCAAUGA